Molecule: messenger RNA, 510 nt
Organism: Brassica napus (rape)
Lineage: Eukaryota; Viridiplantae; Streptophyta; Magnoliopsida; Brassicales; Brassicaceae
Product: 40S ribosomal protein S30
Exons: 3
Coding region: 147-335 (62 amino acids)
Biological process (GO): translation
Cellular component (GO): ribosome; cytosolic small ribosomal subunit
Molecular function (GO): structural constituent of ribosome
Source: RefSeq, a predicted model, not a curated record
AGAUUGAAGUAUGGCUCGAGGCCCGAGAAGCUUCGUUGUCACGAUAUAAAUACAUAUCAUCAUCACGAAAACCCUAGCUCUGAGAUUAAGCACCCGUAUCAGCUUAUUGCAGCCGUCGGAAGAGAAAGCAGAGAAGCAAAUCAACCAUGGGGAAAGUUCACGGAUCUUUGGCACGUGCCGGUAAGGUGAGAGGACAGACACCAAAGGUAGCGAAGCAAGACAAGAAGAAGAAACCCAGAGGACGUGCCCACAAGCGUCUCCAGCACAACCGCCGUUUCGUCACCGCCGUUGUUGGUUUCGGUAAGAAGAGAGGACCCAACUCUUCUGAGAAGUAGACGAAGCUAUUUUGUGCAUUUCCCUUCGUAUGUUUUAGUCAUGUUUCUUUUGCACUUAUAUAUGUUUUGAUUCUAUAAUGCUAUGAAUUUGAUUCUCAACUUCCAGCAGUAAUAGUUUGAUUUUGUCUGCAAGUUUACACCAACCAUGGGGUUUUAUAAAUUAGUUAUUGAAUGA